AUGGACAUUGAAGAAAAGGGAGGUCUGGACUCACAGGGGAUGGAGGAUUUUGAGAUUGUUCGAAGCGAUAAUGCUGCCGCUCGCCUCGGUGGUCCAUCGCAUAACGAAGAAGACUUGUCAUCGAGCGAAAAACCGCGGACAGAGCAGUCCGAAGCGACAAGCCUGGGAAGCGACACUCCGAUAUCGUAUCUCUACCUCACCUUUGACACCGCAUUACCGUCGCCCCCAAUACCGGAACAGCCCAGUGUCGAUGGUCGAGAGCCGCCCCCAUGCCCAGACUUGGCGGCUUAUACGUCUCCGUUGUCGUGGGGUGCUUAUCACAAGAGUAUCUUGCUCAUACUCUCAUGCUUGGCGACGUUUUUGACGGCAUACACUGCAGGUGCUUACGCGCCGCCUGCAAAUAUUAUGGCCAGUGACUUUGAGACAUCUCGGCUUGUUGUGGUCGUCGGGAUUACAUUGUUCUGCAUGGGAUUUGCGUUUGCGCCAAUGGCUCUGGCGCCAAUGUCCGAGAUUUGGGGGCGGUACCCCAUCUUCAUUAUCGCCGGCACCGUCUUUGUCAUCUUUCAAGCCGUCUGCUCUGUCAUGCCGGAUGUUGCCGGCAUGCUGGUAUCUCGUUUCUUUGUUGGCGUCGGAGGAUCGGUCUUCUCUGCGGUCGUCGGAGGCGUGUUGGCCGAUUUAUGGGAAAAGGAAGAAAGAAACACGCCAAUGGCACUGUUUAGCGGUGCUGUCUUGGCUGGCACCGGAGCUGGUCCACUGGUUUCUGCUGCGUUGAUUGAAACGGUGGGAAGCAAUAAUCGUGCUUGGAAGUGGUCAUUUUGGGUUCAGGUUAUACUCGACGUUGUUCUCCUCCUUGCCCUCGUCCUCUUCUUCAAAGAAAGCCGGGCUUCUGUCCUGCUAUCCAAGAAAGCGAAGAAGCUUAAUAAGUGGUACGAAGAGAUGGAAACAUAUGGUAUAUAUGGUGUAUGGAUAAACGACGAGUUGGCUAUAUUGGCUUCCGCUGCCUCAAGUCAAAUAACUGUCACGGCGAAUCUGAACGAGCGAAAUAUCUCUACGACUCCUCGUUUACGAAGAAUCCGAUGGAUAGUCAAAGAAGAUGAACAACGCGCAUCCUUGGGACAAAUCGUUUUAACAUCUGUCAGGAGACCAUUUCAUCUUCUCUUCACGGAACCAGUGGUAUUCUGUUUCUCUCUCUGGGCUGCCUUUUCGUGGGGUGUCUUAUACCUCUCCUUUUCAGUCGUCCCCUUUCUCUAUGGCGAGGACUUCAGCAUGUCGAGCAGGGUGUACGUGGCAAUGAUGAUUGCAUCGGCUGCUGCAACAAUUGUUGGCGUCUACCAGGAACAUCUCUUAAAACACCCCCAAUGGAAGAAGCAAGAAGAAGGCUUCCAGUACUCCGAUUCAAAGUUCUGGGCCUUUAUGCGAAGACGAUUUCCGGCUGAGGCACCAGAGGCAAGACUCUACUUCACUUGCAUCACUGCCAUGCUAUUACCCGCUGGGCUCUUCAUUGCUUUCCUAGGAUCUAAUGGAAAGGGGGGAUAUACAAAGGCAGUCGGCCUGGGACUGGCAACAUGGGGAAUCUACUCCGUCUAUCUCGCCACCUUCAACUACCUAGCGGAUACGUAUCAUAUUUACGCAAGUUCCGCUCUUGCGGCACAGAGCUUCUGCCGAAAUGUUCUCGGUGGCUCCUUUCCUUUAAUUACAAGCGUCAUGUUUACCAAUCUUGGUUUGAGAGGUGCUGGCGGUAUGCUCGGUGGGAUUGCUACAGGAUUGACAGUCAUUCCUUGGGUACUUCUCAUUUAUGGAGAGAGGAUUCGCGCCAGGAGCAAAUUUGCCAAAACCCUGAUAAAAGGGUAA
Molecule: messenger RNA, 1851 nt
Organism: Trichoderma breve
Lineage: Eukaryota; Fungi; Ascomycota; Sordariomycetes; Hypocreales; Hypocreaceae
Product: major facilitator superfamily domain-containing protein
Exons: 2
Coding region: 1-1851 (616 amino acids)
Biological process (GO): transmembrane transport
Molecular function (GO): transmembrane transporter activity
Source: RefSeq, a predicted model, not a curated record